Saccostrea cuccullata (small rock oyster) is the source of this 1711-nucleotide messenger RNA. Its product is annotated as DNA-directed RNA polymerase I subunit RPA49-like. NCBI's taxonomy places the organism in Eukaryota, Metazoa, Mollusca, Bivalvia, Ostreida, Ostreidae. The record is from RefSeq and is a predicted model, not a curated record. Gene Ontology annotation, molecular function: DNA binding. The transcript is spliced from 13 exons. Gene Ontology annotation, cellular component: RNA polymerase I complex. Gene Ontology annotation, biological process: DNA-templated transcription; RNA polymerase I preinitiation complex assembly; transcription elongation by RNA polymerase I.
AUUUCGUAGCUCAUGAAAAUAUCCGGUAUCUAAAUAGAGAAGAAGCACAUGUUCCGAUGUUGAAAAUAUGGAUAGCGUAAGAUUAUCUUACAAGAAAAAUGAAAAAGUUGUGUUGGCACAUUUCACCAAUGGCAAAUUAGAUGACACAUGUGCGAAGAAGAUACAUUUUGGAUAUUUUCAAGGAGUUCAAGAUGACAGAAAACUGAAGGAUAAGAAGAUGCUGGUUGCAGAGACAAGUGAAAUGUCAUAUGUUGGACAGAAUUAUGGUCCACUAGCCAGUACAGUUCAGAGAAACUGCAAAAAGCUGUACAAAACCACAGGGAAGAUGAGGAUUUGUGACACAGAAAUAUUUCAAAUGCACCCCAAACCUUCAGAUAUUGAUGAUGACGAAGAGAAACUUACGUUACCCUCAUCAGUGUCAGAAAAGAGCUUUAAAGAAAAGAAUGACAUGCUUACAAGUGCCUUUGGAAGCAAAAAGAAGCAGAGGGCAUUGGAAUCAAGGCUGAAAAACCAAAUCAAGGGGAAGGCCCUAGAUAAAGCCUUGAGCUCUGUCAUUAGUCAGGCCUCAACUGUUACUCCAGUACAGGUGGAAGACAAUGACACAAAUCCUGAGAACGCCAUCAUCCCUCCAAUGAACAAGGCGGCAGCCACACCUAGAGAAGUCUAUAACAUGGAUGACAUUGUGCAUCCUAAUGAUAAACAGGCAACAGAGGAGGCCUCCAGGGUUUUCUUUGAUGCCACGAUGGAUGACAUCCAGCAAUGGAGAAAAGAAAACAAGUAUCCACAACAAAUACUCUCCCUGUUGUUCAUAUUUGCUAUGAAUGUCAAAGUCUUGAGGAGCGCCUGUACAGAAUGCAUAUAAUACUGUAUAUUCGCAACAUACAUCACAUACUUGUACUACCUAAUACACCUACACAACCGCAAUCCCAAGCAGCUAAGAGAGAAAGAUCCCCUCCCAAAGGAAUGGCCAGAACCUGUCAGGUUUCACAUACUGAAGAAAUUUACACAAGGUGUAGGAACCAGACAAAGAGUUUUCACUGCUAGACUGAAGGAUAAACUGGUUUCCCAUAUACUGGUUCUCUGCCUUUACUUGGAUGAAUUUUCCAUGGAUCUAUCAAACAUACAGACAGAUCUUAACAAAACACAUGACAAACUGACGAGGCACUGCCAGGCUCUUGGAUGCACAAUGAAAUCCAAGAAACUGGACACAGAUGAUGGGGGCCUUACUGUACGCUGGGCAACCCUCUCCCUCCCCCUCAAUCUGUCCCCACAAAAAGGGGGAAAACGAAAAUCUUCAAGAUAGCAACAAAAUUAUAGCUGAAUUUAACAAGGACAUCAGUUUAAAAUUUCCAAUGUUUGAUCUUUGAUGAUUAUCUGACAUUUUUUGUGAAAAUAGACUGUUUUUCAUUUUUGUCAGCCAGACUGACUUGUCAUAUAAGCGGGAGUUGAUAAAUGUUGAUUCAUUUGAUUAAAGAAUAUUCAGAGUCCACAAAUUCUGAGAAUUGUUAUAAAUUGUAAACUGCAAUAUCGAGGCUGUUUGUGUGUGGAAAUCUUGUCAUGUUGUAUACUUCUAAAUUUAAUUUUUUUUCCAAUUUCAUCAAGGCAAAAAAAAAUUUCUGAAAUAGAUUCAUUUUUUUAAAUUUAAAAGUCAACCAUUAAAAUGACUUGUAAACUUAAAACUAAUAAAAUAUGUUUACUAUAUAACAACAAA